Messenger RNA from Clonostachys solani, 549 nucleotides. The record is from the annotation of a GenBank genome assembly. Lineage: Eukaryota; Fungi; Ascomycota; Sordariomycetes; Hypocreales; Bionectriaceae.
AUGGUCGCUAUUAAGCAACUAAGCGUCGCUGCUGCUGCGAUGCUCGUAUUGACUGGCCAGGGGCUCGCCCAGGGAUUCGACGGAGCGACUGACGAUCUUGAACUGGCAGAGAGAGCCGAGUUGGAUCUAGGAGCCCGUGGACUUCCUCCCUCGCGACCCAUGCACGGGUCUGGGAGAAGAGCCGGCUCCAAUGUUAUGACACGGCCGCGAGAAACUGAACCCCGCGGCCGCGGCCACAGGUCUCUCGGCUAUAAAAGACGACAACGAGGCCUGAAACUCCGCUCUGAACCCUCGACCCCCAAGGGGAAGGGUAAGCCUCCACCAUCACCCAAGGCUAGCCCUAAGAAAAAAGACACCCAGGAUCAUUUGACUGCACUUAACGCGCUUUCUAUGGGUCGCAAACUUGGCUUUAGACGACGUUCCGAACCUUCGACUCCUAAGGGGAAGGGCAAGCCUCCUCCAUCACCCAAGGCCAGCCCCAAGAAGAAGGACAGCCAGGAUGCUUUGAGUGCACUUAACGCGCUCUCAAUUGGUCGCAGAAUCGGCUAA